GAGCUCAGUGUAAGCGACGACAUGUUGUAUCAGGACGCAGGGAGAUAAAGAUGAAAGGGUCGAAGCCUGGUGCCUCCUGUCUCCGUCCUGUCCCAUCCUCACCCAGUCACCAGAGGUGCCAUGGUCGCCUACCCCUCCCUGAGUCCAUCUUCUACUGGGUGGCCGGAGUCGGCAGCAUCAUUUACACCUUCUACGUCGUACACCAGGAGUCCCAGAAAUUCUUCAUUGAUCUCAGCAAGGAGGACUUUGUGGAUGGAUGGAAUUUUCUUCCUUACAAGAAGGAUAUUUCAAAUUUUGAAUGGAACUUUUGGUCCAGCUACUUCUGGGAGAUUCUGCCAUGGGGAAUUGGUCAUGUGGUCAUAGCUCGGACAGUGGACACUUACUUCUUCCAUCUUCGAAAGCCAGUGUUUCUGACAUACUCCCUCGUGAGUGUGUCGUAUCUCCUGGGCUACCGAACAGUGUUGUUCUUCAUCUCACAUGGGUGUAUUUGCUACCUGGCGUCCUCGGUCGGCAGCUUCGUCCUGGUGUGGGUUGUUACUCUUCUGCUGCUGUCUACUCUCAACUAUGAAGCAUUUGCGCCACUCAUGCAACAACUUUGUGGUAUCCCGAAAACAAGGGAAGGAUACUACCUGUUCAUAUUUGUGUUGGCACUGGUCAUUCUGCGCUAUGCCAGUUUCAGUCUCGAGAGAAGCAGAUACAUUGCUGCAAAGGGGGAUAACUCUGUUUCCAAGGAGAAGACAACUGACAAUGACGACUUCUCCGUGGCAGAUCUCUUGCUGUACAUGUUUUAUUUGCCUCUCUUCUUCACUGGACCACUCAUCACUUAUGACAAGUUUAAACUGCAGAUGAAUUCACCCCCAGCUGCAUGGACAAGAGACCGGAUAAUUACUUCCAUAAAGGGAUUCAUACGUGUGUUUUUCUGGGCCUUCUUCUUGGAGCUUUCCCAUCACUACCUGUACUACACCGGCCUGCUUCACAACAUCACCGCUGUACAGGAGAUGUCACUGUGGGCCCUUGUGGGCAUCGGCUACACGGUGGGUCAGUACUUCAUGGUCAAGUACUUGGUGCUGUAUGACCUUCCAGGUCAAGUGGCCAGACUAGACGACCUUGACCCACCACUUGGACCAAAGUGCAUCUCGUACAUCUACCGAUAUUCCGAUAUGUGGAAGUUUUUUGACAGAGGUCUGUAUACAUUCCUUAGAAACUACAUCUACAUCCCCCUGGGUGGGUCUCAAGCAGGGAUGCUGAUGCGUCUCCUGGCAUCCAUGAUGUGCUUCCUCUUCAUCUACUUUUGGCACGGGGAGGAGUACUACCUGCUGCUGUGGUCUAUUGCAAACUACAUUGGAUGCUCCCUGGAGCUACUUGUCGGACAACUGGAAUACACAACAUUUGUCACAAAUAUAAAGGCAAGAUACCUGUCGCCAGCAAUGGUUCGACGCCUCCACUGUGUCCUGGUCGUUCCACUCUUCCUCAUGUCCUGCUUUGCUGUCUUCUACUUCUUCGGAGGGCUGGCGUUUGGAGACGUCUUUCUCCAGAGACUUGUAACUCAAGUAAAACAGGUUGCCCAGGGAGGUGGGCGGGUGUCUUUACACGUCGACUGCAGCCGCGAGACUGACUCUUCGUCCCGUAUGACGACGAAGUCGCGAUGCCACAUCAGACGACGCCCAAGCGUGCAAGCUUAG
Molecule: messenger RNA, 1682 nt
Organism: Haliotis rubra (blacklip abalone)
Lineage: Eukaryota; Metazoa; Mollusca; Gastropoda; Lepetellida; Haliotidae
Product: protein-cysteine N-palmitoyltransferase HHAT-like
Exons: 11
Coding region: 51-1682 (543 amino acids)
Biological process (GO): protein palmitoylation
Cellular component (GO): endoplasmic reticulum
Molecular function (GO): palmitoyltransferase activity
Source: RefSeq, a predicted model, not a curated record